CACCUAUAUGCGUGAUUUUCUGUUUCGGAGUUUUGAUGAUUAAAAUUUAUUAUUACUGAGCUGUUUGUUUGGCUAAACAAUGUUUUCAAUUGCGGGAAAUCAAACCAUGAAGCGUCUGCUUGGGGAAAAGAAAUUGGAAUUGGAUUACCAGGAGAAGGAAAAAGCAGAAAAGUUUCUAAAGGUUUUAAUUAAAAAGUUUAAAAAAGACAAGACUUUGGAAGAUUUAGAAAGCGCGAUUAAACACCAGACACAAGCCACAAAAUGUGUAACUGUUUCAAGAAUGGAAUGGCGAGCUAUGAUGAAUCAGCCAGAUGUUAUCACAACUUCUACUGGAGAGACAAUCAACACAAACUCUCCCGUUUUACCCCAUGUGUGGGCUUGUAGGUUUUGGAGGUGGCCGCACCUCAAGUCCGCUGUCGAGCUGCAGUCGUUAUCAGCAUGCAGCCAUGGAUAUGAGAAGAACAUGUCUGAGAUUUGCAUUCAACCUUACCAUUAUAACAAGAUUGAAACACCAGCGCUGCCGCCUGUUCUGGUCCCAAAAUCAACUGAGCCAAUACCAAGUAGGGACCAACUGCAAGCAAUUAACUUGGAGGGAAACUCUAUACCUAAAAACGCAACCUAUGUUGAUGGUUUGAAACCGCAAAGCUUUGGAAUUGCUGAAACCCCUCCACCAGGAUAUAUGAGUGAGGACAGUGAAGCAACCGACCAUGACCAUAGUGCUACAAACAGUCCUCACCCACCAGCGUAUAACUCAGAAACCGAGAUGAACUACCAGACAACAAUAUCACGGUCUUUGCUUGAUGCCCAACCAGUAGCAUACUGUGAGCCGCCAUUCUGGUGUUCCAUAUCUUACUAUGAGAUGAAUCUUCGAGUAGGCGAAACAUUCCACGCUUCCCAACCUUCUUUAACAGUGGAUGGCUUCACUGAUCCUUCGAAUUCUGAGCGAUUCUGUCUCGGCUUGCUUUCUAAUAUUAACAGAAACCAACAAAUUGAAUUGACAAGGAGGCAUGUUGGCAAAGGUGUACGUUUGUAUUACAUUGGUGGAGAAGUGUUUGCUGAGUGUCUUGGUGAAAGUUCUAUCUUUGUACAAAGUCCUAACUGCAACAAUAGAUAUGGAUGGCAUCCAGCUACUGUUGUUAAAAUACCACCAGGUUGUAAUUUGAAGAUAUUUAACAACCAAGAGUUUGCUGCUUUGUUGUCCCAGCUUGUAAACCAGGGGUUUGAAGCUGUGUACCAACUUACAAGAAUGUGUACCAUUCGUAUGAGUUUUGUCAAAGGAUGGGGUGCAGAGUACAGGCGUCAAACAGUAACUGCUACACCAUGCUGGAUUGAACUGCAUCUUAAUGGACCCCUACAAUGGUUAGAUAAAGUCCUUACUCAAAUGGGUUCUCCUGUAAUCCCAUGUUCAUCCAUAUCUUAAACCCAAUAUGCCACUACCCUACCCAUCAUAGUACAGUGCUCUGUCUCGUUUUUUGCUUCACCAAAUUUCAUGUACCCACUAUUGUAACCAAAACCAUACCCACACUUGCAAUUGUAUUUCUACCCUAAAACCACCACAGCGCAAAAUAUUUUAUGUUUACUACUAAAAAUUUAAUUUUUAUAUUGAUUUGAUUGGAAGUCCUUUAAAUUUUAAUUGACCUCCAAAAACUCCAAUAUUCGAAAAUCUAUUUUUAGCCAAAAUAACCAAAUAUUUUAUUUUAAAUUGCUUUUCUAAGAUAUUUAUUCAAAUCACAAAAUAAUUUAAAAAGUGCAAACAUUUUUCAACAUUGUUAGAUUGGAACACUUUUAAAAACCACAAAUUAUUAUAAAUGAACCUCCAAAAAAAUCAAUUUUUAAGCAAGUAAUUUAAAAUAUGACCUACCAAAAAUUACUUUUUAGUUAGAGUACUUUUCAUUAUUUUUUCUGUUUAUUUUCUUGUAAUGAAAUUCUGCAUUAACAAGACGAUUUUUGGCACAGAACUUUUUAGCAUGCUGGUAUUUUUGUGACUGAAUUGUAAAUAGGGGGUACCCAUGUUACCUAUUGUAUGCAGUUUUUAUAAACUGCCACGUUUGUGCCGCCCUUUUUUUCAUUGCACUUUUUACACGAUAAAGUUCAGAUAAGAGAUAAUCAUUUGUUUUGUGUCAUAAGAAUAUCAAUAGUGCCAUUACUGCUAAAUUCACAAUGUACAUUAUGUAACUAUGAAUUCGUUUUUGUUUGUAAAAUCAUUGUCUUACCAUAUGUUUAAGUCUAAAACUUUCAAGAAAUAGCUAUUUUUCCAAUAAAUCCCUCAUAACCUGUACUUAAAAUAAAAAAGUAGCUUUUAAUUGACGUUAAACUGGUUAACAGAUUGUCAGAUUGUUUAUACACUUGCUUUUGUUUUUACUGUGCCAUUGAAAUGUUGUAAAUAAAGCAUUUGUGCGCUA
Molecule: messenger RNA, 2402 nt
Organism: Ciona intestinalis (vase tunicate)
Lineage: Eukaryota; Metazoa; Chordata; Ascidiacea; Phlebobranchia; Cionidae
Source: RefSeq